UGAGGACCCGCCUCCCGGCGGCAGCGCAGGAAGGAGGAAGGAUGCCGGAGGCCGGCGGAGGGAGCGGGAUGUCGCUCGCAUCCUGCGUGGCUCCCAGGGCCUCUGGCCACCGGCACGCGACCGGACACACGCGCAGGACGCACCUCUGCCCUCGCUGAGGCCGCCCUCCGGGAACCUGAGGAAUGGCUGAGCUGCGGCCGGCGGAGGAGGAGCCCGCUGCUCCCUGACUGAGGACGCAGAGGCCCGCGGGCGUGUGCAUGUCGAAGGCCCCGCCCCCGGGGGAGUGGCCAUGUCCGAGGGGGAGAGCAAGGACAGCUCGGGCAGCGAGUGCCCCGUGUGCUACGAGAAGUUCCGGGACCUGGAGGGCGCCAGCCGCACGCUGAGCUGCGGCCACGUGUUCUGCCAUGACUGCCUGGUCAAGUACCUGCUCUCCACCCGCGUGGACGGGCAGGUGCAGCGCACCCUCGUGUGCCCCAUCUGCCGCUACGUCACCUUCCUCAGCAAGAAGAGCUCCCGCUGGCCCUCCAUGCUGGACCGGAGCGCCCAGACCCUGGCCGUGCCCGCCGGCCUGCCCCCGGGGCCGCCGCCCGCCCUCGCCCGGGCCCACCCCGGGCCCCGGGCCGCCUCCCCGCCCGCCUGGAGGGCGCCCCCCGGCCCCAGCCCCCAGCUGCCCUUGGACCUGCUGGCCGGCCUGCCCCGGGAGCCGCAGAUCUUCAUCAUCAGCCGCCACGGGAUGCCUCUGGGCGAGCAGGACAGCGUGCUGCCCCGGCGCAGCCUGGCCGAGCUCUCCGAGGCGCCGGCCGCGCCCCGCUCCUCCCGCUCCUUCUGCUGCCGCUCCCGGGCCCUCCUGCUCAUCACCCUCAUCGCCGCGGUGGCCGUGGUGGCCGCCAUCCUGCCCUGGGUGCUGCUGGUGAGGAAGCAGGCGUGAGCGAGCGGGGCCACCUGCAGGGCCGCCCGGCCAGACCCUGCUCCGGAAGCCACCCGUCCGUCCGUCCGUCCGUCCUCCCCGGCCCACCGGCUGGCCACGGCCUGGGAGGGGCAGAGGCCCCAGGGCAGCGGGGAGACCCGGAGCGGAGAGAGGGCACGAGGAUGGUGCUCGCUGGGAGUGUGGUGGCAUCGCCUCGCCUCCUGCUCCUUGCCCCAGCGGGGUGCGGCAUGUCAGGGGAGCCGGGCUGGGGACCUCCGAGUCCGGACGGAAUUGGAAACUGCAGGUUCGGGGCCGGGGUCAGAGGGGCAAUGGGAGCCUCGCUCAGAAACAGCCCUAGCGGCCUCUGCAGAUGCUUCCUCCUCUGGGCUGGGCCUGAGUCUGAGCCUGGGCCUGGGCCUGGGCCUGGGCCUGGGCCUGAGCCAGGGCCUGAGCCU
This is a messenger RNA of Pipistrellus kuhlii (Kuhl's pipistrelle), 1362 nucleotides long. RefSeq names its product ring finger protein 222 (gene RNF222). NCBI's taxonomy places the organism in Eukaryota, Metazoa, Chordata, Mammalia, Chiroptera, Vespertilionidae. The record is from RefSeq and is a predicted model, not a curated record. The coding region runs from base 290 to 928 and encodes 212 amino acids. The transcript is spliced from 3 exons.